AUGAGAUGGAGCUUUGGGGUGAGCUUACUUGUUGAGGACACGUUGAGACCAGCCUUCUUGAGAGCACGCACCAUAUGCUUCUCUGCCUUUUCAAAGUGCAUAGGGCAAUAUGAAGGGACGCUCGAUUUCAUUAAUGGCCUCCCGCAGAGUAUAGGUCCUGUGGCAGAACUGAAAAAUGCAAUGGCAAAAGAUAAAAUGGAAAAAAGAUAUCAAAUUUUGGCCGAAAGAGUUUUACAACUUAAGAGUAUGCAUAAUGCCCGCCAUGAAAGCAUUAGAUCUAAAUGCAACAUCUACAAGCAACAGGAGAAGAUAAAACAGGCUUUUACGCCAUGA
Messenger RNA from Striga asiatica, 333 nucleotides. NCBI's taxonomy places the organism in Eukaryota, Viridiplantae, Streptophyta, Magnoliopsida, Lamiales, Orobanchaceae. The record is from the annotation of a GenBank genome assembly.